CCUUCCCACCUGAGUUCAUGCAGGGUGUCCACUGGGGAUGGGCUAAGGACACCCUGGCAGCCGUGUGCCAAGCGAGGCGGUACGACCUCCUCAGUGUGACGAGUUGAAGUUCUCUAGGGGCGGUGGUGGUGUGUUUAACUUUUAAGCUCAUCUUUUUACCCAGUUUACCGUGCCUGCAGACUUUAUUAUGUAAUUUCCAGUGCCGGAGGAUACCUUAGCAAUAUAUAUUGGAAAGGUAAGGACAGUGAGAGUGUUGUACUAGAAGAGGUAGCAUGACACAGACGACAUUCCUUGAGAAAUCUUCGCCAGGCACUGAGACGAGAUGGUCCGCCGCCUGCGAUGGAGAGAACAGGACGAGCGGCUUGUAGACCAUCAGGCCCGACAAAUAUGGAAUGCGAUGCUGGAGGGGCAGCAUGGCGGCCCGCCCGCCCUCACCCUCCUCUUCCGAUGACCCGCCCUGCCCCGCUUCCACCACCUCGCCCUCACCCUCGCCCUCGCCUUCACCUUCGUGCUCGGAGCCUUCCUCCACCAGCAGUGGACUCUCCCCAUCAUCAGUGUUGCGAGGUCGCGUAUCCCCUGACGCGGGCAGCCUGGUGGCGGUCUCCACCCUCGAGGGGGAAGUAACCCCCGGGGAGGCUGAGCCUGACGAGGCAGCGGCGAGCCUGGAGGCGCGGGCAGGCGUGGCCUCACCGGCCUCCCCUGACCCUUGCUCCUCGGAGGUGAGCAGCUCCAGUCCGUCAGGCGGUGCCAGUCCGCCCUGGGCCCCGGACUCGUCCCAGAGCAGCACUUCCCUCCUGGAGUCCCGCCCUUCUUGGCCUCCUCCCAGACCCGGCCCUGCCACCCCUUCCUCCUCCAGCUGGGUGAGUCCUGGCGGUGAGGCCACAGUCUCCCGCUCUACCUGGCGGGCGGCCUCCCCGGCAGGCGCCACGUCCUCACUGUCGCCGGAGUCCCUCUGGGGUGACAUGGAGGGCGGCGACGUGACCUCCACAGGUCCGCCGGAGCUGCCGGAGCCGGCGCGUCCUUGCUCGGGUGACGUGCCCUCCACCACCUCCUCGUGGCUGCCCAACAGCCACCUUAGCUCCACGCAAGAGGGCGGGGCGUGGUGCCCGGCCAAUGAUGGGGCUUGGGGUGGCUGCGAUCCCUGGCUGCCGCCCCAGCCUGGGCCUGCGGAGGCAGUGGUGCCGCCCCCGUCCUGGAGAUCCCGAGCUGCGCUGAACCUUACCCGAGUCACGCCCACCGCCCCGCCCCCUAGGCCUCCCACGCCUCCACGCCAGUCCACGCCCCCACCAGGCCGAGCCCGCGCCCACUGCCAGCCGCUGCGCCAGUCGGUGUCCCCGCCCCCCCGUGGUUACCCUCGAGUUCCCUCCCCCUCGGGCGUGAGGCGGUCACUCUCGCCGCCCGCGCAUCCCCGCCCGCACACUCCAACCAGACGAUCGUCCUCACCUGCGCCACUGUCAGCCAUCCACGCCCAACCACCCUCCCCAGGCGCCAGGCCGCGGCUGAGCCCCCGCCCCAGGUCCGCCCGCACGCCCAGCCCCAGGCCGCCCCGACCCCCAGCCUCUGCCCCCGACCCCAGCCCCGCCUCCACCUCCCAGCAGUCCCCCCGCCCUCACUACAACAAGAUGAGGGGGCGAUGAGGGGCGAGAGUCACCGUGAGAUGGCAACACUGAACUGUCAGAAUGAGGAGAGAAAGAAAGAAAGAAAAAAAUGGAAAGGUGAUAAUCAGUAUUAUGUUUUUCGUGGGUAAGGAGAGAUGUGAGUGAAUGAGUGAGUGAGUGAGAGUGUGAAGCAGUGAUGAGUGGGAGAGUGAGGGAGGGAAAAAGUGAAUGAGGUAUACAUGAGUCAGUGAGUGUGUGUGUGAGACAGAGAGAAGACUAAAUGAGUUUGAGUGAGAGUAAAUGUUGUGGUGAAUUGUAAGUCAGACGUGAGCGCUCGCAAGGAGAGAGAGAGAGAGAGAGAGAGAGAGAGAGAGAGAGAGAGAGAGAGAGAGAGAGAGAGAGAGAGAGAGAGAGAGAGAGAC
Portunus trituberculatus (swimming crab) is the source of this 2020-nucleotide messenger RNA. RefSeq names its product vegetative cell wall protein gp1-like. NCBI's taxonomy places the organism in Eukaryota, Metazoa, Arthropoda, Malacostraca, Decapoda, Portunidae. The coding region runs from base 393 to 1637 and encodes 414 amino acids. The transcript is spliced from 3 exons. The record is from RefSeq and is a predicted model, not a curated record.